AUGGACGUUCUUCCAUCUACUACGCCGGCCAAUCAGGCUGUUCACAACUCCACAAAGAGAACUAUCGAGCUCUUCGGCUCCGACUAUCUCAUGGUUACUCCUUCAACCUCGGGAGAUGGCUCGAUAGGCCUUUCAUACCGACGAAAAGUAGAGUACGAUGAUGUCAAGGAACUCCCUCCUGCCCUUGCCGAGAAACAGGCCAAAGCAGCCGCAGCGCGCACGAAGCGUCCCAAGAUCCAACCCCAAGGCCAAGAAGAGAAAGGUCGCCAAUCAAUGGCGCUUGUGAAGGGGUCAUCCGGUGGCCCUUCCAACGCAGCCGGUGGAAAUCAGCCCAGGAGCCUCAUCCAGCGACCGUCGGCAACCCCGCAGCAGAGACCAGAAUGGCAUCCCCCGUGGAAGCUGAUGAGGGUAAUAUCAGGACAUCUAGGAUGGGUGCGGAGCUUGGCUGUUGAACCCAAUAACGAGUGGUUUGCUAGUGGCGCUGGAGAUCGGACUAUAAAAAUCUGGAAUCUGGCGACAGGAUCUCUCCGUCUGACGCUGACUGGCCAUAUUUCUACUGUCAGAGGUUUGGCUGUGUCUCCUCGCCAUCCAUAUCUCUUCUCUUGCGGCGAGGACAAGAUGGUCAAGUGCUGGGACCUGGAAACGAACAAGGUCAUUCGUCAUUAUCAUGGCCACUUGAGUGGCGUGUAUACUCUAGCUCUUCAUCCGAAACUUGAUGUUCUGGUCACCGGAGGCCGCGAUGCUGUCGCAAGAGUGUGGGACAUGCGGACACGGAGCAACAUCCACGUGUUAACGGGUCACAAAGGAACCGUUGCCGAUGUGAAAUGCCAGGAAGCCGAUCCCCAGGUCAUUUCAGCCUCUCUCGACGCGACAGUCCGUCUCUGGGACCUUGCUGCGGGAAAAACUAUGUGUGUGUUGACCCAUCACAAAAAGGGUGUUCGCAGUCUUGUAACCCACCCCAAGGAAUUUACUUUUGCCAGCGCCAGUACAGGCAGCAUCAAGCAAUGGAAAUGUCCGGAGGGAGCCUUUAUGCAGAAUUUUGAGGGUCACAACGCUAUCAUCAACUCCCUUGCGGUUAAUGAGGACAACGUGCUUUUCUCGGGAGGCGACAAUGGGUCAAUGUCGUUCUGGGACUGGAAGACUGGUUACCGGUUUCAGACCCUCGAGACUACGGCUCAGCCUGGAUCACUGGAUGCCGAGGCGGGUAUCAUGUCUGCGACAUUCGACCGGACUGGUCUGCGUCUAAUUACCGGUGAGGCCGAUAAGACGAUCAAGAUAUGGAAACCGGACGACCAAGCAACGCCAGAAACACAUCCACUAGACUGGAAGCCGACGCUGGGAAGACAGAGAUACUAA
Rasamsonia emersonii CBS 393.64 is the source of this 1356-nucleotide messenger RNA. RefSeq names its product mRNA splicing protein (Prp5). The coding region runs from base 1 to 1356 and encodes 451 amino acids. Gene Ontology annotation, molecular function: protein binding. The record is from RefSeq and is a predicted model, not a curated record. The transcript has a single exon. Lineage: Eukaryota; Fungi; Ascomycota; Eurotiomycetes; Eurotiales; Trichocomaceae. Gene Ontology annotation, biological process: mRNA splicing, via spliceosome. Gene Ontology annotation, cellular component: Prp19 complex; precatalytic spliceosome; catalytic step 2 spliceosome.